Molecule: messenger RNA, 1340 nt
Organism: Pollicipes pollicipes
Lineage: Eukaryota; Metazoa; Arthropoda; Thecostraca; Pollicipedomorpha; Pollicipedidae
Product: glycine receptor subunit alpha-2
Exons: 9
Coding region: 99-1340 (413 amino acids)
Biological process (GO): monoatomic ion transmembrane transport
Cellular component (GO): membrane
Molecular function (GO): extracellular ligand-gated monoatomic ion channel activity; transmembrane signaling receptor activity
Source: RefSeq, a predicted model, not a curated record
GCGGGGUGGACACCGGCCGCGCGCGUCUGGCGGCGGCGGGCGGUCGCGUGCGCCCGCAACGCGUGCGGUGACAGUUGCUGUGUCGACAUCAGAGAAGGAUGACACCCCUCGGCGUGGUCGCCCUAGUCGUGUGGGUGACGUCCUUGCUGUCAGUGGCAGCCACUGCCAAACAGAGAGCCUACUUCAACGUGACCGAGCUGAGAGUGCUGGAUAUGAUGCUGAAGAAUUACGACCGAAGAGCAACACCAACAUUUGAUGCAGAUACCCCCACCGAAGUGACAGUGGAGCUCUACAUACGAAGCUUCGGGUCUAUCAAUCCAUCAACGAUGGAUUACGAGGUGGACCUGUACCUGCGCCAGUACUGGACUGACCCGCGGCUCCGGCACAAGGACAUCACUACCCCGCUCGACCUCAACGACCCGAACUUGGUCAAGGCCAUCUGGAAGCCCGAGGUGUAUUUCCCCAACGCCAAGCACGGCGAGUUCCAGUUCGUCACCGUGCCCAACGUGCUUAUCCGCCUCAAUCCAGGGGGGAAGAUCUUCUACAUGCUGAGGUUGAAGCUGAUAUUCGCGUGCAUGAUGGAGGUGUCCAAGUUCCCACUCGACUUUCAAGUUUGCACCAUGGAAAUUGGCAGCUUUUCCAAGACGCUGUCGGAACUGGAGCUUCGCUGGAAGGCCGAGAAGCCUGUGGUGCUGUACGAGAGUCUCAAGAUGCCGCAGUUUGAGUUCGGCGGCGUGCAGACGUCGAUGUGUGAGCAGGAGCAGUCCUCCAGCAUCGGCGACUACAGCUGUCUACAAGCGGCGUUUACACUGCGCCGGUCGCUGGGGUUCCACCUAGUGCAGUCUUACCUGCCCACCAUCCUGAUCGUGAUGAUCUCCUGGGUCAGCUUCUGGAUGGACGUGGACUCGGUGCCGGGCCGCGUCACCCUCGGCAUCACCACCCUGCUCACCAUGACCACCAAGUCGUCCGGCAUCCAGGCCGAGGUGCCGCAGGUCUCCUACGUCAAGGCCAUAGACAUAUGGAUGGGUGUGUGCACGGGCUUCAUUUUCGCUGCUCUGCUUGAGUUCACCCUGGUCAACUAUCUCUGGAGGAAGCGCCCGACGCUUCAGGAGUUCCAGAACGCCAUCUCCAGGGAGCACGAGCACCAAGACCUGCACGACGAGAACAACUGGACCAAUGUCAAGAGCAAGACGAAGCACCACCCGCACCUGCUCUUCCACGAACUCCAGAAGACGGAAUCCAAGAAGCAGGCGCAGAAGAUCGACGAGAUCUCCCGGAUCAUCUUCCCGAUCGGUUUCCUGUGCUUCAACGUCGCGUACUGGCCUUACUACAUGCUAUGA